Molecule: messenger RNA, 448 nt
Organism: Hermetia illucens (black soldier fly)
Lineage: Eukaryota; Metazoa; Arthropoda; Insecta; Diptera; Stratiomyidae
Exons: 2
Coding region: 2-358 (118 amino acids)
Biological process (GO): sensory perception of taste
Cellular component (GO): membrane
Source: RefSeq, a predicted model, not a curated record
CAUGUAUUUGAUUUUCCUCCUUGUUGACGCCACACAAAUAUCCAAUGAGUAUAUUCUUCUUACCGCGUUGUAUAUUCUGUUUUCAUUCUUCACUUAUUUGCUGCCGUUCUUUAUAGUCACGGUAGUAAUAAGAGAAACUGAGAAAAGUGUGGAAUAUGGGAAGCUGGGAAACCAGUUUUUGAAUUUAGAUGAAAGGCUUGAGAGAAAUAUUGAAAUAUUUUCCCUCCUUCUCACUUUAAAAGGAGACAAAAUUAAAUUUGGCGGUUUGGUUCAUAUAAAUCGAGCAUUAAUCCUAUCUGCAAUAUUAUCUGCGGUAGCGCAUCUCCUGUUAUUGAUACAGUUUUAUCGGGAAUCAUAAUGUUGUAAAAAUUAAUUUAAAAAUUAUAUAUUAGGCUUUAUUUUAAAUACAUGUAUAUAGUAUAAUAAAACAAUUAGUAUUUUGGGGUCA